Molecule: messenger RNA, 969 nt
Organism: Fragaria vesca subsp. vesca
Lineage: Eukaryota; Viridiplantae; Streptophyta; Magnoliopsida; Rosales; Rosaceae
Product: V-type proton ATPase subunit G-like
Exons: 3
Coding region: 306-692 (128 amino acids)
Biological process (GO): proton transmembrane transport
Cellular component (GO): vacuolar proton-transporting V-type ATPase complex
Molecular function (GO): proton-transporting ATPase activity, rotational mechanism
Source: RefSeq, a predicted model, not a curated record
UUGCUUUUAGUUCUCAGAAAAUCGCUGAGAUUCUAUUGCUUUUGAGCUCCGAUCCCUUUUAGGUUGCUGUUAUACGAAUCGAUCAUUCAGUUUACUAUCCUAACUGUGUCCAAUGCUUUUGAUUUGGAUGAAUCUCUCUACCCAAUCAGAGAUCUACUGAUUAUGUUAAUUAUGUGAAUGUAAGAAUUCUGAAAUCAGAGGCUUAAAAAGAAAAAUCUUGAUCUGAGAAAUCAAGUUUUGAUGCGCCAUACGUGCUGGAUUGUAUGUUUUGUUACUGAAUUAUUGUAUGUAAUGUAUAUUUUGAUAUGUUUUUGGGCAGUAUUGUUAUAAACCUUAAUAUUAUUUCAGAAAACAUGGCAUCAGCAUCGAACAGGGGUCAAGGUGGAAUUCAACAAUUGCUUGCUGCAGAGCAGGAAGCUCAGCAUAUCGUCAAUGCUGCCAGAAAUGCAAAACUCGCUAGGCUGAAACAAGCCAAAGACGAGGCAGAAAAGGAGAUCGCUGAUUACCGUGCCCAAGUGGAGCGUGAAUUCCAGAAGAAACUUGCAGCGAGCAGUGGAGAUUCUGGGGCCAAUGUGAAGCGCCUUGAAGUGGAAACUGCGGAAAAGAUCAAUCACCUGUCAACAGAGGGCUCAAGGAUAUCAGGUGAUGUUGUCAAGAUGCUUCUGAAGCAAGUCACAACAGUGAAAAACUAAUUCCAUAGAUGGUACAGUAGUAAUUUUAAGCUCCCUCAAGUAUUGUAUUCUUUUGCUUGCCUGAUUCAUCCUGGUAUGAUUCCUUCUAGUAUGCAGACUUGUAUCUAUCCUGGUAUUCACUAUUUGAUAUGUUGUGGGAUAUUUUUUCGAGCAACUGCUUUAAUUAUGUAUCCUGUUAAAAAAGAAUAAUGUUGCAAACAUUGUUACGCCAUUUCGGUUGAACUUUGUACCAGUUUCAUCUUUUUCAGUUGGAUUAAGGGUUUAUCUGGUACAAUUC